GCAAGAGCUGUCAAAAUGUGCAUGAGUUUUGCUUUGCAUGCAUUGCAUUGAAAUUUUUCCAAAUGGCAGAUUCGCCGAAAAGUGAUAAAAAGUGGACGCACGAGCGCAAAAAAUUGCUUAUCACCGUAAGGCUCAGCCAUGAAAGUGAUUUCGCAACUAAAACAAAAAAGCGCAGCACAAUUUGGCAAAAAAUUAGGCGGGACAUACUGAAAAAAGACAAUGCAUUUCCAUUUUCACUUGAUGAAAUAAUGCGCUGCUACACCAACUUGUUGGGCACAUAUAAGAGAAUAAAGAGAAGAAGCGCAAUGUCCGGCAAAGCUGCCACCAAUUGGGAGUUCUUUGAAGAAAUGGACGAAGUAUACGGUACGCGCUGCAGCGUCGUUGUACCUGAGAAUACGGUGAAACAUUCUUUAGAACAAACUGCAAACGAAAACUCUUCUUCAUCGCCUUCUCCUUCACCUUCUGCAUGCUCAGAGGUCACGCAUACGAUAAGAACGCGAAAACGUAAAAGAAAUGAAGUUAUUGCCUUUUUGGCCUCCGAAUCCGAAAAACAAGAGAAAUUGUUUCAGGUACUGGUGGAGACAGAGAAAGAAAAAGUUAAGAUUGAAAAGGAAAAAUUGUUGGAACUAAAAUCUAUACGGAAAUUGUAUGAACGAAUUUUAGAACGCAAUAUCGACAUUAUCUAACUCUGUUUUUGAUUAUUAUAACCUGAACAAAGUAUAUUAAGAUUACCACGACGUUUGUAAUGCCUAAAAGGUUAGAGACCCUAUAAACUUUAUACAUAUCUACAUAUAUGGAA
Molecule: messenger RNA, 799 nt
Organism: Bactrocera tryoni
Lineage: Eukaryota; Metazoa; Arthropoda; Insecta; Diptera; Tephritidae
Exons: 2
Coding region: 63-686 (207 amino acids)
Source: RefSeq, a predicted model, not a curated record